Molecule: messenger RNA, 1029 nt
Organism: Alosa sapidissima (American shad)
Lineage: Eukaryota; Metazoa; Chordata; Actinopteri; Clupeiformes; Clupeidae
Product: gelsolin-related protein of 125 kDa-like
Exons: 3
Coding region: 3-656 (217 amino acids)
Source: RefSeq, a predicted model, not a curated record
AGAUGGAGGAGGCAGCUAAUGAGGAGAAGGAGAAACACCAUGUGGAGGUGGAGGAGAUGGAGGAGGCAGCUAAUGAGGAGAAGGAGAAACACCAUGUGGAGGUGGAGGAGACAGUUAAUGAUGAGAAGGAGAAACACCAUGUGGAGGUGGAGGAGAUGGAGGAGGCAGUUAAUGAGGAGAAGGAGAAACACCAUGUGGAGGUGGAGGAGGAACUUAAUGAGGAGAAGGAGAAAGAUCAUGUGAAGGUGAAGGAGGAGGAAGUUAAUGAUGAGAAGGAGGUGGACCAUGUGGAGGUGCAAGUGGAGGAAGUUAAUGAUGAGAAGGAGGUGGACCAUGUGGAGGUGCAAGUGGAGGAAGUUAAUGAUGAGGAGGUGGACCAUGUGGAGGUGGACCAUGUGGAGGUGCAGGAGAAGAAGGAGGAGGAGGAGCUGGAGAGUGAGGAGGGUCUGGCCCAGCAGAAAGAGGAUGGGCAGAGAGAAGAAGUGGAUGUGGAGAAAGAGGAGGGAGAACAGGCUGCCAUGGAGAUUGAUGAUGCGGAGGUAGCGGAGGAGAGGAAGGACAAUGGAGGAGUGGAGAUGAUGUCAGCCGUCUCUCAGGUGGCUCUACAUGAGGAGGACCAAACAGAAGACAUGGGCACCAUGGAGGAAAGGAGCUGAAUUGGCUCCAACCGACUCUCAGGAGAUGAAGACGAGGAAGAAAACUAGAAGGGGCAAAAGAGGAAAGGGCAGAAGAGGACAGAAGACAGCUGAGCGCACACCGGCACUGGCCAUGGAGACUGACCGGCUCAGACAGGGGCAUCCUCAGCAUAGCCAUGUCCAGCAGGCACAGGCAGGACAGAGGAGAGCCGUCAGAGGAGGAGGACCUGCGCCCAGGAGGGGACCCUGGACAUAUGAGAGUCCAGAGCGCUGGUACCAGGAACAGGACAGAAGGGGACGGAGAGGAGGCCAGAUGUGGUGGUCAGAGAGAGGAGGAGGAGGAGGGAGAGGAGGAAGAGGCCAGAUGUGGUGGCCAGAGAGAGGAGGAGGAAGA